Molecule: messenger RNA, 1628 nt
Organism: Chaetomium fimeti
Lineage: Eukaryota; Fungi; Ascomycota; Sordariomycetes; Sordariales; Chaetomiaceae
Exons: 1
Coding region: 197-1309 (370 amino acids)
Source: RefSeq, a predicted model, not a curated record
UGGCCGAGGUUCUUAGCCUGAAUUAUUCCGACCAACCGUUGUUUGCCACAGUCAAAGGUUGCCUGUUGGCCUUGGCCAAAUCCUGACUCCCGUGCUGGCUCCGGCGAAAUGACAUUGUUGGGAUUUCAAAGACGCAGCUACAAGCUCUUAGCUCUCUGAACUCCUAGGACACUACCUUGGCAUAACACUGCAGACAAUGGCCGAACAGACGCCCGCACAAGCGACCCUACUCGGAUUGCCCAGAGAGCUCCGCCUUCAGAUCCUAGAGGAAGCCAUCGCCAUCCGCCGCGCGGCCCCGGCGUCGCCCCCGGCCAGCCAAACCAGGCUCAAAUUCCGCAAUUUGUACGAUCAAUUCUGCUCAAAUAGUACCGACCUGUACCUUGAGGAUGCCGACCAUGCAAAGAGCGCCCAGCCAUCCCUCCUCGCAACAAGCCGCCAAGUACGUGAAGAGACGCAAUACCUCAUCGGGCGCGCUGCUGGCGAACCAUACCAGCUUGACGUCAUGUACGUGAACGGAAUCGGCUUGAUGCCGAGCUGGGUAUCUCUCCCGUGCCUCAGCAAGAGGGUUCGGAAGCUUGAUAUCCGCAUCCGCUUUUUCGACACCCCUGAUACUCACUCGUACAACGACGACGACGACGACUCUCCUCCUCGGCCUACGUGGAAUAUAAAGGUCUUCUUGACUGUCUAUCUCCUGCGGGCAUGUUGGAAACCGGGGGCAUUCGAUGUUGAUCCUCGAAGUCCUUCCGAAGGAAAAGCCGUAGAACCUUUGGCAGCGGAAGGAUACUCCGACGAAUGGUGCGCAAUUGAUCACAUCGCCAUCACAAUCGAAUCAACGGACAUACCCAUGAAACCCCAUCCUCAGCCCCGUUUUCCUUCUAACAACUACGACAUCAUCCUUGGAUUUGACAAACCCUUCGGCUACAGCAUUUUUCAUAGGAGCGACGUGUGGCCGAGGCGUAGGCGUUUUGCACCCCCGCCGGGCAAGCCGAACCCCCGCUAUGGCCCGGAAUACCAUUUUGCUUGGGAGGUCCUCAGCACCAUUCGGGCCAUGGACUUUUCUAUUACCCUAUCCGGUCCCUAUAAUGGGCUCUUCUUGACCAAUGUCGGCCGGGUUGAGAUGCUCGUUGACGACAAUGUCUGCGACGGGUUAGAUGUCACGAGGCGCUUCUGGGAGCUGUAUAAAUUUUCCGAAAAUACCAAUGGCCCUGGGUGGGAUGUUAAUCAAGCCGCGGACAAGAGGAAGAGGCUGGGGAUGUGGACUGAGGUGGGGGCACAUGUGAGCUCAAUGUUACCUACUUGCUAUGCGUGAGUCGAGUCACACCCUGGCAGUGUCGAUAGUUGCAUAGUUGCACAACUGGGAGCUUCAUGUACUGGUAUUUUGAAGUUGCCUAAAUAGUACAUUGAUUUUGAGAGUUCCUGGGCAUGAUGGAUGACAAGGUCUAGGACAGUCUCUCAAUACCCAGGUGCCUUGUCAUCCCAUAGCUAUCUAACACAAACGAUAUCUACAUAUAAAAUGGUGGAAAGCACUCGGAACUAUAUCAUCUUCAUACUCGUCAACACAGAGUACUACUCAACACAUAAUGGGAAAGCUUAACAUGGGAAGUGCAAAAACUCUGCCAUCACAUCCC